AUGUUCUCGUUGAAAUCCAACGUCAAGAGUUUGGAAUCAAGUCCCUGUUUGAUUCUGUCUAUUAAAUCAGACUGUGAUUGCAGAUACUCCAAAUACUCUUCGUUGGACAAAUCGCGUCCUGGUUCCUCGAUAGUUGAUCUUUUCUUGAUAUGUGUUGGUGUUAGCGGUGGUAUGGAAACCUCCGAGUCGUCGCUCUCGACCUCUAUGUCCUUGAUUUCUUCUUCAACCUCGGUCUUUAUAGGUCUUUCCUUGGGCUUUUUAAGUGUGGCUUUCUUCUCAACAACCGGCUCUGCUGGUUCGUUUUGA
Messenger RNA from Ogataea philodendri, 306 nucleotides. RefSeq lists its product as uncharacterized. The record is from RefSeq and is a predicted model, not a curated record. The transcript has 2 exons. The coding region runs from base 1 to 306 and encodes 101 amino acids. Lineage: Eukaryota; Fungi; Ascomycota; Pichiomycetes; Pichiales; Pichiaceae.